Penicillium paradoxum is the source of this 2262-nucleotide messenger RNA. Its product is annotated as bifunctional anthranilate synthase/indole-3-glycerol-phosphate synthase. The transcript has a single exon. Gene Ontology annotation, cellular component: cytosol. The coding region runs from base 1 to 2262 and encodes 753 amino acids. Gene Ontology annotation, biological process: L-tryptophan biosynthetic process. The record is from RefSeq and is a predicted model, not a curated record. Gene Ontology annotation, molecular function: anthranilate synthase activity; phosphoribosylanthranilate isomerase activity; indole-3-glycerol-phosphate synthase activity. NCBI's taxonomy places the organism in Eukaryota, Fungi, Ascomycota, Eurotiomycetes, Eurotiales, Aspergillaceae.
AUGGCGGACCUUGUCGACUACUCCCCCCACCAUCCCACCAGAGCGGACAAAUUGGCCAGCGCAUCCAAUGUCAUUCUUAUCGACAACUACGAUUCAUUCACUUGGAAUGUGUACCAAUACCUCGUGCUUGAAGGUGCUACAGUUACAGUCUACCGGAAUGACGAAGUAACCAUCGAGGACUUGGUGGCAAAGAAGCCGACCCAACUAGUUAUCAGUCCCGGCCCGGGCCACCCCUCGACUGAUGCAGGAAUCAGUAGCGCCGCAAUUCAACAUUUCAGUGGAAAGAUCCCGAUCUUCGGUGUAUGCAUGGGCCAGCAAUGUAUGAUCACUUCGUUUGGCGGCAAGGUGGAUGUGACUGGCGAGAUUCUGCAUGGAAAGACAUCGGAGUUGAAGCAUGACUCCAAAGGUGUCUACCAGGGAUUGCCAGCAUCUCUUGCGGUCACCCGGUACCACUCGCUUGCGGGAACACAUUCGACUAUUCCGGACUGCUUGGAGGUGACUUCGCGUGUCGAGCUGGGGGACGGCAGUGGCAAGGAUAUCAUUAUGGGCAUAAGACACAAGGAGUUCGCAGUGGAGGGUGUUCAAUUCCACCCCGAGAGUAUCUUGACGCAAUACGGGCGCAAGAUGUUUAGGAACUUUUUGGAGCUUACAUCUGGGACUUGGGAUAAGAAGCAGGGAGAAGUAUCCGCUGUCGCACCAGUUGAUAAGAAACUUUCCAUUUUGGACAAAAUCUACGCGCAUCGCAAAAAUGCUGUUGCCGAACAGAAGAAGAUCCCGGCUUUGCGACCAGAGGCUCUUCAAGCCGCAUAUGAUCUGAACAUUGCACCCCCUCAGUUGUCAUUCCCCGCACGCCUGCGACAGUCAGACUACCCUCUCUCCCUCAUGGCGGAGAUCAAGCGCGCAUCGCCCUCGAAGGGUAUCAUUUCAGCUGAUGUAUGUGCACCAGCCCAGGCACGAGAGUAUGCCAAGGCUGGUGCUAGCGUCAUCUCUGUCCUCACAGAGCCAGAAUGGUUCAAGGGCACUAUCGAUGACCUGCGGGCCGUUCGCCAGAGUUUGGAAGGACUCACCAACCGACCAGCUGUUCUCCGAAAGGAGUUCGUCUUCGACGAAUAUCAGAUUCUGGAGGCACGUCUGGCCGGAGCUGAUACGGUCCUACUCAUUGUGAAGAUGCUGGACAUUGAGCUUUUGACCAGACUGUACCAUUACUCGCGCAGUCUUGGUAUGGAGCCUCUAGUUGAGGUCAAUACCCCCGAGGAGAUGAAGAUCGCAGUUGAUCUGGGCUCUGAAGUCAUCGGUGUCAACAACCGAGAUCUCACGAGCUUCGAAGUCGACCUCGGAACUACCAGUCGCCUAAUGGACCAGGUGCCCGAGAGCACGAUUGUGUGUGCCCUCAGUGGAAUCUUGGGCCCCAAGGACGUGGAAUCUUAUAAGAAAGAAGGUGUCAAGGCCAUUCUUGUUGGAGAGGCCCUGAUGAGGGCUCCUGAUACCUCCGCGUUUGUGGCGGAGCUUCUCGGUGGUUCCGAUCAGAAUAUCGCCGGUUCAUCGUCGAACUCUCCACUGGUGAAGAUUUGUGGUACUCGAUCUGAAGAAGCAGCUGUGGCUGCUAUUCAGGCUGGUGCGGAUCUGAUUGGCAUCAUCAUGGUUCAGGGCCGCUCACGACUUGUCCCGGAUGAUGUGGCCCUUCGCAUUUCCCAGGUGGUCAAGUCCACCCCUCGUCCAGCGGGUACAGCACACAUUUCAAGAAACGCUACGUCAUUGGAAUGGUUCGAUCACUCUACUAAUAUCUUGCGUCACCCUUCUCGUGCUUUGCUUGUUGGUGUAUUCAUGAACCAGCCACUUUCAUAUGUCCUUUCUCAACAACAAAAGCUGGGGCUCGAUGUCGUGCAAUUGCAUGGUUCUGAGCCAUUGGAGUGGUCUAGUCUGAUUCCAGUUCCCGUUAUUCGCAAAUUUGCCCCUGGUGACAUCGGCGUUGCACGCAGAGCAUACCACACUCUUCCAUUACUGGACUCUGGAGCUGGAGGCUCUGGCGAGCUACUAGAAGAGACCGGCGUCAAAAAGGUCCUCGAUAGUGACGAGGGAUUGAGGGUUAUUCUUGCCGGAGGAUUAAACCCCGAAAAUGUGGUUGACACAGUCAAGAAGCUGGGUCAGUCAGGCCAGAAAGUGGUUGGAUUGGAUGUCAGCUCAGGCGUUGAGACAAACGGCGCCCAAGAUUUAGAGAAAAUCCGUGCCUUCAUCAAGGCUGUGAAAAGCAUCCGGCAAUGA